AUGAAGUUGACGGCCCCCCAGGAAGAUCACCAAAACUCGAGCUGCAUGGCGAACAACAUAUUUUGCUCUUACUCCUUCCUGGGCGAGUAUGAGGCCGCUCUGGAAUGGCAGGAAAUCAGUAGGGUGUGCUGGGAGCAGUGGGUCAAGUCUGAGAACGUUGAAUCACAUUGGCAUCCGAACCAAAGAUACGGUCAGGGAAGAACUUUGGCGUACAUGAAGAAGUGCCAGUUCUCUCGUGCUAGACUAGCCAUGUUUGAAGGAGACUUCAAGCUUGCUGAGCUCUUGUUCCAGAAGGUACAGAGCAUAUGGCUCAUGAGGAAUAGUUCCAGAACGUCAGACUUCUACGCGGCUACAAUCUACCGCAUGGGAUGUUGCGCGUUACUCGAAGGAGAAGUGGAACGAGCUGUGAAAUAUCUCCAAGAUGCGAUGGCAUUUGCAACAUUGCGAAAGGACUUACAGCUCUCAGAGGCUCUCUAUCAGAUGCCUGGUCGUGAAUUGGAAGCGGACCGGCUGCUCAAAGAAGCCGAGAAGCUCUACUGGAAGCGUGUCGAAAAGCCAAAAGCUGUUUCCGAGGAGGACCACGCAGAAUACGAAGUACCACAAAUGCAUCCGCAAGAGGAAGAUCACGACUCUUUGGUUUACAUCUUAUGGCGCUGAAUAUUGGAGGGAAAUUUCAUAGCUCAACUGGUAUUAGAUCCGACUCUGGUGUUGAGAACCGAAGACACGACCAGGAAUGCUGCCCUCGAACAAUCAUUCAAUGACACUCCAAAUGUCCAUUUCAUUCCCUGCUGCCCGUGGCUCAAUGGCAUUCAUGGCUUCGUUGGCGGGCUUGUGAUGAGUAGUUCGGUGAAUUGGCAAAAACCACGGCAAUUGAUGUAGAUCAACGUGUCGCCUAGCUGGACGAAGCGAGAUCAUGGGUCUUGACAAAUACAAAGAUUCUCAGCGUGCCUUUUCGAGGGAACGACGAGUACAUGCCUAGGAGAAGUUGAGUGGCGUAAGUAAGGUGAAUGUAAUCCUCCGUGGUCGUGUCCUUUCC
Messenger RNA from Colletotrichum godetiae, 1036 nucleotides. RefSeq lists its product as uncharacterized. Bases 1 to 657 code for a protein of 218 amino acids. The record is from RefSeq and is a predicted model, not a curated record. The transcript is spliced from 4 exons. Lineage: Eukaryota; Fungi; Ascomycota; Sordariomycetes; Glomerellales; Glomerellaceae. Gene Ontology annotation, molecular function: protein binding.